AAGCAAGAAGAGAGAAAAAAAAAUCCCCAAUCCCUCCGCCCACCCACUCACCACUGCUCCUCGCCCUCCCCUCCCCUCCCAGAUCUGCCGGGCACGGCCCUCGCCGGCGGCGUUGGGUCCGCGAUGCCUCGGACGGCGCGGGGGGCCUCGCCCCUGCCCCGCGACGACGCCGCCCUCCCCCUCCCCUCCGCGCUCUGCUGCUCCCACCGCCUCAAGCCCUGGUCUUGGCACCCCAACAUCCACUCCUCCUAGCGCGCCGUCCCCUCCCCUUCCCCCUCCCCUUCCUUGCUCCUCUCAUCGCUGGACUUCUCUCCUUCUCGUCACUGUCGACUGCCCUGCCUCUGCUCGUGGGAUUGGAUCGCCGGCGCCGGGACCAGGGUGUGUGGUUUGUGGUUGCUGUUCUAGGACGCCGGUUUCUUGAUGGAUGGCCAUUCCUGUGAUCUUGGGAGCGUGCCGGCAGUGGCAUCUGAUGGUGCGGGUGCCCCUUCUGCUGUCGCCGGCGGCACGGACAUUUCUCCAGGGAAGCAGUCUGCCCUGGAUAGAGCUUCGGGACAGGGGGAGAAUGCAGAUUGUUCAGUGGAGGCUGGAAUGUGUGCAGGUUUCUCCAAGCCGGUUGGCUUGGGGUUGAAGAAGGACCUCCAGAAGUGCGCAACGUUUCCGUCAUCGUCAUCUGCCGCUGAGGCCGAACCGGAGGACUCAUGCUGUGAUGCCGAUGAUGACGCGCCGAAGGAUGCGCACACUUACCAGCGCUCUGUGUCCUUGCCUCCAACUGUGAAGCUCAUCCCUGCUAUCAAAGGAAGCCGCCAAAAGAAUGGGAUUCCUUUACCAGCAGAGGAUCGCCACAUCAAAUGGGCGGCCGACGUGUAUGACCCCCCUGUUUCAUCCGUUUCUCAUUCUGUGAACAACAGUUACCAGCGGCGGCCAAAGCCUCGUAAGAAGGACAAGACCAAACAGAAAGAGAAGCGGAAGGCCAGGAACAAGAAAAAAACCAACAACGCUGCCCAGAAUCCAGCUGUGCUCCAGACUCCUGGACUGGAAGACCUUGGCACCUCCAUUGGUAGCGAGGCCCAAGCCGAUCCUGGCAAAGUUGAGACCGAGAUGUUGGACUAUGGCAUCAGCAGCCAAGAGGUGAAAUGCGGAACCAGCUUCCUGCUCGAGUCGGCUGCUAAAAUGCAUUUCUCCACCGCCGAGGCCUCCUGAAACGCCCGCGGGAUCUCUGUUAUGUAAAUAGGAUGGCUGUACAUAAAUAAAUCAUGUGUGUUGUUAUCACCAUGUACCUCCCAUUGCACGUGAUGUGCUAGAGAACUUCUGCCCUAGCGUUAUUUCGUAGCAAUCGCUUGAAUUUUGGACUAGUUUGUGUAUGUAACUAUGUAUGUUCUGCUGGACAAAACUACCAUCAAUCUAUUACUACACAACAGUUGCUGCCUUAUCUAAA
Molecule: messenger RNA, 1435 nt
Organism: Triticum dicoccoides
Lineage: Eukaryota; Viridiplantae; Streptophyta; Magnoliopsida; Poales; Poaceae
Exons: 4
Coding region: 421-1200 (259 amino acids)
Source: RefSeq, a predicted model, not a curated record